UCUCCCAUGAAGAUAGGUUUCAUUUCCAUCUAGCUACACCCAUUCAAAUAAAUGUGCAAGGGUGUAAGAUGUAAGGGUGUAAACAGAAUCUGAAGUCAGAGCAACUCAGCACUGCCAGUGGAGCAACAUCCAUCCACCAAGAUGGAUAAGAUAUUCAAUCUCCUCGCGCAGCACAGACUGGAGGCCUACUACAGUACAUUCCUCACUUUGGGUGUCCAAGAUGAGAGAGAUUUCAUUGAUGGCGUAAAUGGUGAAGAUUUAGACAAAAUGAAUUUCAGUCAUGUAGAAAAGAAUCGCUUUGAAAAAAUGAAAGAUUUCAUCCAACGACUCAGAGCGCCACAGCAAGCAAUGCAUGUACAGAAAUCAAUGGAGUCUUUCCAUCUGCGGUACACAUAUCCCCACUGUCCUGAGCCAAGAGACAUCAGAGACAUGGAUCCUGCCCAAAACACGGUUGAAGAUCUGAUGCUAAGGAUUUGUCACCAAGAGGCCAUUGGGAAUUCAAGAGCCCUGUGCCUCUACACCAUUGAGGGAAUGCCUUUAACUGAUGAUCCUUUCUUCAACACAUGGUCUUUGAAAGACAGGCACAUUGAAAAUGGAAGUGAGCUUUAUGCCAUAUUUACACCCAAGGAGAACUUGAAACAAGCCCCCCACAUGCCACAACGAGAGAUGACUGACAUCUCAGGAGAGGAGAAUGUUCGAUGCCACAUUAUGCUCAAGGGAGACUAUGAGGUCAAGGUGGACUUGACAAGUGACACAAUUAGAGUCUUGAGACAAAAGCUCUCUAAUGAAAGUGGAAUCCCAGCACAUGUCCUCCUUUAUAAAGGUGAACACGGUGAAACUUUGCAAGAUUGUGGAAUCAAUGAGGAGACAACUGUGCCCUUUUCUUUGUCCUCCUUCCCCGAUGAGAAAACAGACAACAUGGAAUUCUUCUUGAAUGAUGCCGUACCCUCAGUGCAACAAACCCAGAAAGGACUCAGUGCUUUCUUUUCUUCACUAUAUACCGUUAAAGUUCAACAUUCUGGAGAGGGAUUCAAGAAAGUGAAUGCGUACAUUCGAAAGCUCAGUGGAUGUAAUCCCCUGGCACAAAGUUUGUAUCAGCUGUUGUGCAGAAAUGAAAGUGGAAGUAGGGCCCAGAAGAUUGCCAUUGUUGAGGGAUUGUACACUCUCUUCAGAGAGCUGUUGCCAAGCCUCGGUAAAAAAAGAGGUGACAAGAUCAUUGAAGAUCCUGACGUGUUUGAGAAUGCACCAGUUUGCUGGGCCUACCUGAUAUCUAAAGCAGAGAAAGAGAGUUCACAACAUGAGGUCUUUGCACCGAUAUGUUUGACCUCUCAACCAGGAGUGCGCUUCUGCGACCCAGUUCAAGUACCUGGACUACCAGAUGUCUUUGAAAGAGAGUAUGUCCUACAGAAAAUUAAAGAUGGAGAAAGAAUCCCAAACUGCUCUGCUGAGAUCCUGACAGAAACAUCAAUGUGGAGAGCUACCGAUGUCGAAAAGAUUUUACUCAGUCUGCCUCCAUCCAUCAAAACAUUCCCUGUUUGGGUUUCAUAUGGACUUGUGACUGGUCAAAACUUUCAGAUCAAACUAGAUGAGACAUUUGCCAAGAUGACUGAAGAAUUGAAUGCUUACCCUCACCUGACAGUCACUCCACCACUGCAGUUGAAGGGUGUAGGAGUGGAUGGGCCACGUCUGGUUCUUUUGAAAGAAGAUAACCUGGGUGUUUACAUUGAAAAAGCCAAAGGAUCUCCUCAGGAUUUCGUUGUUUUUGAUUGCUUAGCUGGGAAACAAAACUUUGAAUGUGGACGAAUUGGCACAUGAAAUGAGAGAUACCAGAAGUGACCAGACUUUCAUGACCACCAGGACUCCUAAAGAGGCAAUAUUGGUGCUAGUGGAUUCAAGCUCCUCCAUGAACAAGACAUGCUAUGAUUCAGAUGACAAAAUGACACGGUUGGAUGCAAUGAAACAGCUGUUUGAUAACUUCACAACUAGAAGCAUGGCUUACGAUUUCCAUCAUGUCAUUGGCUUGGUGAAGUUUAACUCAUCAGUUAAGACUCUCCACACAUUUACAGAGACUCUGGAGACCUUUAAGGAGCACAUACACAAUCUUAAGGCAAAUGGACGCACUGUGCUGUAUGAUGCCUUGAAUCAUGGCACAUCUGAACUGGAAAAAGUUGGAAAGCAAUUUCCAGACUGCAGACUUCGCAUCAUAUGUCUCACAGAUGGGAAUGAUGUGGGGUCAAAGACAGAACCAGAUGAAGUCACAACCAAGUUGAUACGCUUUAACAUUACUGUUGAUGCCAUCGUUGUCGGAAAGGUGGAUAACCACAUGCUCCAUGGAAUCAGCAAUGCAACAGGAGGGUGCUGUUUCAAACCAGAGACAGGUACAGCUGGUCUGAAGCUCUUUGAAAUGGAAACAGUUCUAUCUUUGGAGAUGAGGAAGCCUAGGGAAAAAAUGAACCCAUCCUCCAUUACGAGCGAGAGUGUUUUAACUUCUCUCUUCGCCAAAAAUGGCUAUGAUGAGCAGCCAGAGGUUUCUCUACCAAGUGAAUUAAACAGUAAAGUCACUGUGACAGAGAAUUCAUUGAAAAAGAACAUCAAGGAAUCCAAGAGCAGUCGGUUUUUGGAGAAGGACAAACGCAUUCUGGAAGAGCUGAAGAGUCUGCAUUGUGACCCACAUCCAUUCUGCACAGUUUUGCCAUUAGAGUCAGACUUCACGUUUUGGAAGAUUCUCAUGCAAGGCCCCCCUGAUACACCUUAUGAGAAUGGAGCCUUUGAACUGUACUGUCAGUUUGGUGCUGAGUACCCUGUCAAACCUCCACUUGUGCGCUUUGUCACACCUGUAUCCUUUUACACAAAUUAAUACAUGAAGACAGUGUAUUUUGUAUUCUGUGACUGCUUACUGCUGUUCCAAUGAAUUUAUUCCCAUUACCCAGGACUUCUGCAUGUUCAGAAAUGGUGGAAUUUACCUGCAUAUGAAAGUAAUUGUUUUGCUUCCACAACAUCAUAAUUAUCCAAACUCACGAGAAACUAUAACAUUGUCUAAAUCGCAACAGCCGGGAAACAUUUACAACAUUUACACUUUCUGAUUCGCAAAGCAAAAGGUUAAAUUGAGGCAGGCUAGUGUGUGGUUAGGGUUAGGGUAAGGUUAAAUUGUGUGCGUGAUUAGGGUUAGGGUAAGGUUAAAUUGAGGCAGGCUGGUGCGUGGUUAGGGUUAGGGUAAGGUUAAAUUGAGGCAGGCUAGUGUGUGGUUAGGGUAAGGGUAAGGUUAAAUUGAGGCAGGCUAGUGCGUGGUUAGGGUUAGGGUAAGGUUAAAUUGAGGCAGGCUAGUGCGUGGUUAGGGUUAGGGUAAGGUUAAAUUGUGUGCGUGGUUAGGGUUAGGGUAAGGUUAAAUUGAGGCAGGCUAGUGUGUGGUUAGGGUAAGGGUAAGGUUAAAUUGAGGCAGGCUAGUGCGUGGUUAGGGUUAGGGUAAGGUUAAAUUGAGGCAGGCUAGUGCGUGGUUAGGGUUAGGGUAAGGUUAAAUUAUGUGCGUGGUUAGGGUUAGUGUAAGGUUAAAUUGAGGCAGGCUAGUGUGUGGUUAGGGUAAAGUUAAAUUGAGGCAGGCUAGUGCGUGGUUAGGGUUAGGGUAAGGUUAAAUUGAGGCAGGCUAGUGCGUGGUUAAGGUUAGGGUAAGGUUAAAUUGUGUGCGUUGUUCGGGUUAGGGUAAUGUUAAAUUGAGGCAGGCUAGUGUGGGGUUAGGGUUAGGGUAAGGUUAAAUUGAGGCAGGCUAGUGCGUGGUUAGGGUUAGGGUAAGGUUAAAUUGAGGCAGGCUAGUGCGUGGUUAGGGUUAGGGUAAGGUUAAAUUGUGUGCGUGGUUAGGGUUAGGGUAAGGUUAAAUUGAGGCAGGCUAGUGUGUGGUUAGGGUUAGGUUAAAUUGUGUGCGUGGUUAGGGUUAGGGUAACGUUAAAUUGAGGCAGGCUAGUGUGUGGUUAGGGUUAGGGUCAGGUUAAAUUGUGUGCAUGGUUAGGGUUAGGGUAAGGUUAAAUUGAGGCAGGCUAGUGUGUGGUUAGGGUAAGGUUAAAUUGUGUGCGUGGUUAGGGUUAGGGUAAGGGUAAAUUGAGGCAGGCUAGUUAGUGUGUGGUUAGGGUUAGGGUAAGGUUAAAUUGAGGCAGGCUAGUGCGUGGUUAGGGUUAGGGUAAGGUUAAAUUGAGGCAGGCUAGUGCGUGGUUAGGGUUAGGGUAAGGUUAAAUUGUGUGCGUGGUUAGGGUUAGGGUAAGGUUAAAUUGAGGCAGGCUAGUGUGUGGUUAGGGUAAGGGUAAGGUUAAAUUGAGGCAGGCUAGUGCGUGGUUAGGGUUAGGGUAAGGUUAAAUUGAGGCAGGCUAGUGCGUGGUUAGGGUUAGGGUAAGGUUAAAUUAUGUGCGUGGUUAGGGUUAGUGUAAGGUUAAAUUGAGGCAGGCUAGUGUGUGGUUAGGGUAAAGUUAAAUUGAGGCAGGCUAGUGCGUGGUUAGGGUUAGGGUAAGGUUAAAUUGAGGCAGGCUAGUGCGUGGUUAAGGUUAGGGUAAGGUUAAAUUGUGUGCGUGGUUAGGGUUAGGGUAAGGGUAAAUUGAGGCAGGCUAGUUAGUGUGUGGUUAGGGUUAGGGUAAGGUUAAAUUGAGGCAGGCUAGUGCGUGGUUAGGGUUAGGGUAAGGUUAAAUUGAGGCAGGCUAGUGCGUGGUUAGGGUUAGGGUAAGGUUAAAUUGUGUGCGUGGUUAGGGUUAGGGUAAGGUUAAAUUGAGGCAGGCUAGUGUGUGGUUAGGGUAAGGGUAAGGUUAAAUUGAGGCAGGCUAGUGCGUGGUUAGGGUUAGGGUAAGGUUAAAUUGAGGCAGGCUAGUGCGUGGUUAGGGUUAGGGUAAGGUUAAAUUAUGUGCGUGGUUAGGGUUAGUGUAAGGUUAAAUUGAGGCAGGCUAGUGUGUGGUUAGGGUAAAGUUAAAUUGAGGCAGGCUAGUGCGUGGUUAGGGUUAGGGUAAGGUUAAAUUGAGGCAGGCUAGUGUGUGGUUAGGGUAAGGGUAAGGUUAAAUUGAGGCAGGCUAGUGCGUGGUUAGGGUUAGGGUAAGGUUAAAUUGAGGCAGGCUAGUGCGUGGUUAGGGUUAGGGUAAGGUUAAAUUAUGUGCGUGGUUAGGGUUAGUGUAAGGUUAAAUUGAGGCAGGCUAGUGUGUGGUUAGGGUAAAGUUAAAUUGAGGCAGGCUAGUGCGUGGUUAGGGUUAGGGUAAGGUUAAAUUGAGGCAGGCUAGUGUGUGGUUAGGGUAAGGGUAAGGUUAAAUUGAGGCAGGCUAGUGCGUGGUUAGGGUUAGGGUAAGGUUAAAUUGAGGCAGGCUAGUGCGUGGUUAGGGUUAGGGUAAGGUUAAAUUAUGUGCGUGGUUAGGGUUAGUGUAAGGUUAAAUUGAGGCAGGCUAGUGUGUGGUUAGGGUAAAGUUAAAUUGAGGCAGGCUAGUGCGUGGUUAGGGUUAGGGUAAGGUUAAAUUGAGGCAGGCUAGUGCGUGGUUAAGGUUAGGGUAAGGUUAAAUUGUGUGCGUUGUUCGGGUUAGGGUAAUGUUAAAUUGAGGCAGGCUAGUGUGGGGUUAGGGUUAGGGUAAGGUUAAAUUGAGGCAGGCUAGUGCGUGGUUAGGGUUAGGGUAAGGUUAAAUUGAGGCAGGCUAGUGCGUGGUUAGGGUUAGGGUAAGGUUAAAUUGUGUGCGUGGUUAGGGUUAGGGUAAGGUUAAAUUGAGGCAGGCUAGUGUGUGGUUAGGGUUAGGUUAAAUUGUGUGCGUGGUUAGGGUUAGGGUAACGUUAAAUUGAGGCAGGCUAGUGUGUGGUUAGGGUUAGGGUCAGGUUAAAUUGUGUGCAUGGUUAGGGUUAGGGUAAGGUUAAAUUGAGGCAGGCUAGUGUGUGGUUAGGGUAAGGUUAAAUUGUGUGCGUGGUUAGGGUUAGGGUAAGGGUAAAUUGAGGCAGGCUAGUUAGUGUGUGGUUAGGGUUAGGGUAAGGUUAAAUUGAGGCAGGCUAGUGCGUGGUUAGGGUUAGGGUAAGGUUAAAUUGAGGCAGGCUAGUGCGUGGUUAGGGUUAGGGUAAGGUUAAAUUGUGUGCGUGGUUAGGGUUAGGGUAAGGUUAAAUUGAGGCAGGCUAGUGUGUGGUUAGGGUAAGGGUAAGGUUAAAUUGAGGCAGGCUAGUGCGUGGUUAGGGUUAGGGUAAGGUUAAAUUGAGGCAGGCUAGUGCGUGGUUAGGGUAAGGUUAAAUUGAGGCAGGCUCGUGUGUGGUUAGGGUAAGGUUAAAUUGAGGCAGGCUAGUGUGUGGUUAGGGUUAGGGUAAGGUUAAAUUGAGGCAGGCUAGUGUAGGGUUAGGGUAAGUUUAAAUUGAGGCAGGCUAGUGUGUGGUUAGGGUAAGGUUAAAUUGAGGCAGGCUAGUGUGUGGUUAGGGUUAGGGUAAGGUUAAAUUGAGGCAGGCUAGUGUGUGGUUAGGGUUAGGGUAAGGUUAAAUUGAGGCAGGCUAGUGUGUGGUUAGGGUAAGUUUAAAUUGAGGCAGGCUAGUGUGUGGUUAGGGUUAGGGUAAGGUUAAAUUGAGGCAGGCUAGUGUGUGGUUAGGGUUAGGGUAAGGUUAAAUUGAGGCAGGCUAGUGUGUGGUUAGGGUUAGGGUAAGGUUAAAUUGAGGCAGGCUAGUGUGUGGUUAGGGUUAGGGUAAGGUUAAAUUGAGGCAGGCUAGUGUGUGGUUAGGGUUAGGGUAAGGUUAAAUUGAGGCAGGCUAGUGUGUGGUUAGGGUUAGGGUAAGGUUAAAUUGAGGCAGGCUAGUGUGUGGUUAGGGUUAGGGUAAGGUUAAAUUGAGGCAGGCUAGUGUGUGGUUAGGGUUAGGGUAAGGUUAAAUUGAGGCAGGCUAGUGUGUGGUUAGGGUUAGGGUAAGGUUAAAUUGAGGCAGGCUAGUGUGUGGUUAGGGUUAGGGUAAGGUUAAAUUGAGGCAGGCUAGUGUGUGGUUAGGGUUAGGGUAAGGUUAAAUUGAGGCAGGCUAGUGUGUGGUUAGGGUUAGGGUAAGGUUAAAUUGAGGCAGGCUAGUGUGUGGUUAGGGUUAGGGUAAGGUUCGAAAAUGAAAACACCUCAUAGCAAAAACACCCAUGGAUUUGAAAUGCCGCCACUCUCAGAAGCUCAGACUAAAAUGGCUCUGUUGAUAUGUUUCUGGUGUGAUUUCAGGCUGAAAUAUCAUGUUUGUGAAAUACCCUUAAUGUGGACAAAGGUGUACCACUGCAACGUAAACAAUGUGGGUCGUAUCUGCCACAACAUAUUUGACCGCAAUUACUCGGCUAACAUAACCAUGAGAGAGAUCUUGGAUGCUGUGUAUGGACUGCUCAUCGUCCCUGAACCUGAAGAUCCACUGGACAGUAUUUUGGCAGAGGAAUUCCUAACCAGCAGAGAAAAAUAUGAACAAGAGGCCAAGAAAAACACAGAGGAAACUGCAGGCAAUUCAAUGAAUGACAUGGAACAGAAAUUGGUGGGUGAAGAGUUGACUAAGAAGUUCACUCCCUCACAUCUAAUUUGUCCGCUAUCCAAGAAGAUGUUCAUUGAUCCAGUUAAAAACCAGGAUGGAACAGUUUAUGAGCGAAAGGACAUUGAGAAACAUCUACAAAUGCAAAGGACUGAUCCAAAAACAAAGAAACUUCUAAGACGAACUGACCUCAAGCCAGACACAACCAUGCAGAAAAUGGUGAGGGAGCACCGCAGAAAGGAAUAUAUGGAGACAAGUGUUUGAAAACACAACAUGGCAGCCAAAAUGUCUUCCUGUCGAAUGCAUUUUUGGGAGAAACAUGAGGAUGGUGAGGGAAGUGUUACCCAUUGGGGUUAUUGAAUGGUAUGAGAUGUUUCAGAGGGCCCUCAUCUAUGCGGGGGUUUUAUCUACGCACGUCAUGGGUAACCAGCUAAGAUUUAUAUUAUGCACAUUUUCUGUUAAACUCUGUUAUUAAUCAGGAGCAUUUUUUUAUGUUAAAAUUAGUUGUGUAUCACAGUUGUCAUUAGACUGUUGUGAUCAUCAGAUAUCUAGGAGAUUCCCAAUAUCUUAAGAUAAUGACAUGGGUUACUUUUAAAUAUGCUGUUAAGCCAAAUUCAAUGAUUCAAAGUCGAGGGCCCACAUUAAUGAUGGUGUUUUCAGUAGUUUACUUUAAUUAAACUUAACACAGUGAUUUAAAGAGGCAAUGUGAAGUUCAGACAAUAACAAAGAGGACACCCCGCCACUGAUAUCGUAAACAGCUGAGGGAUGGUUCUGGAGGUAUGUAACCAAAUUCAUAGACAGAACUAUGGAUGCAUAUACUGACCAUCCAUGAUAUCAAAAGCAUAGUUUUAACCUUGUUUGAAGGCUAUGCUAUGUUUGUUUACACGUACAUUAUGUACAAACAACGGUGUAAGAUUAUAAUUUGGGUUCUGAUGGGGUAUGACAACUGAACUAAGCACAUAAGGCAUUUUUACGUUGUUUUCCUCAAGAAUCAAUGGCUAUAUGUGACUAAUUUCAGGAAACUAGGUGUAUGUCGCGCGCCACUACUUCACAGGAGAGCCAUUUGAACGUAAACCUUUUUUUUAGGGGGGCAGAAAUGCCUUCUGGAACAUGUGAACUUUUAUGUGCCUUAACAACAAACUUUUAUGCCAUUUAUAAAUACGAAUAAAAUUGUUAAACCUCUUAA
This is a messenger RNA of Oncorhynchus keta (chum salmon), 8641 nucleotides long. RefSeq lists its product as uncharacterized. The record is from RefSeq and is a predicted model, not a curated record. The coding region runs from base 1817 to 2857 and encodes 346 amino acids. NCBI's taxonomy places the organism in Eukaryota, Metazoa, Chordata, Actinopteri, Salmoniformes, Salmonidae. The transcript is spliced from 32 exons.